CCCCACUCCCUCCCCGCGCGCCCUACGCCCAGCCUGCGAGGCCCCCGGCCCAGGCUCCGCGGCCGCACUCACCGCCGCGCUCCGCGCCUGCGCCGCACGCCUCAGGGGCCCGCCGAGAGGGCGGGGAGGUGACGAGUGAUGAAAACCAGGCGGCGGUCCUGCGAAAGAGGAGGUGGUUUUGCCCGCCAGCGCCUUGGUUCCACUAGCGUCGUGCUCUGGCCUCGAGAGCCUUUCGCGCUGGCAGCAGCUGGACAUCAGCUCACUGUUGGCUAAGCCGACUCUUCUGAGAACAAGCUCAUAGAAAAGGCCAGCCUUUUCUACCUCAGGGACGAGGAGAAACACAGACCACAAUGAUGGAGGCCCCCCAGACGUGCACAGGAAGCUGCCAUCCAGUGCUGGAGAGGACCGGGCCACGCUGCUAGGGUUUGCAAUGAUGGGUUUCUCGGUCCUAAUGUUCUUCGUGCUUGGAGUAACCAUCCUGAAGCCCUUCUUGCUCAGCACUCAGAGAGAAGAAUCGAACUGCACUAUCAUUCAUGCGCACAUCAUGGAUGACUGGAUGGACUGUGCAUUUACCUGUGGGAUGGACUGCCGAGGUCAGGGCAAGUACCCGUGUCUCCAGCUGUUUGUGAACCUCACCCAUUCAGGUCAUAAAGUGCUCCUACGUUAUAAUGAAGAGGCUGUCCAGAUAAAUUCCAAGUGCUUCUAUACACCUAAGUGCCACCGGGAUAGAAAUGAUUUGCUCAGUGGUGCUCUGGACAUAAAGGAAUUCUUUGAUCACAAAAAUGGGACCCCGUUUUCAUGCUUCUACAGUCCAGACAGCCAAUCUGAAGAUGUCAUUCUCAUAAAAAAGUACGACCAGAUGGUGAUCUUCCACUGUUUAUUCUGGCCUUCGCUGACCUUGCUGGGUGGUGUCCUGAUAGUUGGCAUGGUGAGAUUAACACAGUACCUGUCCUUCUUGUGUGAAAAACACAGCACUGCAUUCAGAGGUGAGGAACUUGAGCAUCUAUGGACUCUGGAAUCAGCAGGCGUCUGGGAACCAAUCCACAGCAGAUACCAAGGGAAGACUGUUAGUGACAGUAUGAAGGCAACGGCAGAGUCUUUACCAGCUUAUCAGAGACAGUUCUUCUAACUUAGCUGAAUCUCAUUAGCCAUUCUGAGCCAAGGAAGAAGAGGACAAAUGGAAAGUACCACAGUGUACUCAACUAGUGUUAGUUAUUACUCUAUACAUUUAUAGAUAUAUGACUAUAUUCUUUCUAAUUAAUAUAGCUUACAAUUAAUAUUUACUAAUGGUUUACUUUUUCAGGAUAACUUUCAACAUACAUGUCGCCUUACUGGUUACCUACCGAAGAUCAAGACCUUGAUUUUGCCAGAUAUUUUCCAUAAUGCGAAUAAUCUGAAGGGUUAGCAUAUCUUGCCGUAAAUCUGAAAUUCAAAUAAUAUGUACAGCACCACUUAAUGCCACAAGCACAAAUUUGAGUAUCACAUCGUCACAAUGUUUUUAAACAGAAAAUAUAUAGAAUUAUAUUUGCUCUUCAAAAUAAUCUGUAAGGAAGCAAUAAUCUGAGUUUUUAACCCAUUUCUAAAGUAUCUGCAUAAACACAUCUGUAUAACAAUGUAGGAUAAGUGGGCACAUAUUUCACAAAAAAAUUAAAAUAUAUAAAUUACUUAUUUUUCUGAAUCCUUAAAUUUGAAUAUGUUUAUAUUAAAAUAUUUGGAUUAACAGAGUUCAGAGCUGAAAGGUCAUUUCCUAAUGGAAACCUAUCCAU
This is a messenger RNA of Bubalus bubalis (water buffalo), 1766 nucleotides long. It is a transcript of the gene KCNMB3, whose product is annotated as potassium calcium-activated channel subfamily M regulatory beta subunit 3. Gene Ontology annotation, cellular component: voltage-gated potassium channel complex; membrane. Bases 431 to 1129 code for a protein of 232 amino acids. The record is from RefSeq and is a predicted model, not a curated record. Gene Ontology annotation, biological process: potassium ion transport; detection of calcium ion. The transcript has 6 exons. Lineage: Eukaryota; Metazoa; Chordata; Mammalia; Artiodactyla; Bovidae. Gene Ontology annotation, molecular function: calcium-activated potassium channel activity; potassium channel regulator activity.